AUGGUUGACCCGAAGAAGAUCUUCGCUGAGUUUGACAGUGAUAAGAGGGGGUAUUUGAACAGAAAAGAGGUUCCAGAUGCAAUCAGAUGCUGCGGACUGAAUCCAUCCGAGGAAGACAUUAUGAAAGCUUUUCGGACAACAAAUUGCACGACGACAAAAGUUCAAGAAAACCAGUUUCACUCUCUUGUCAAGGAACUUCGCAAAACUAGUCUUCCCGACGAAACUCGAUUACGGGCUGCAUUCAAAUCACUUGAAGAUGGUUCCGACUCUGGAUUGAUCCCAGCAGCGGAUCUUUCUCACAUGUUGAAAUCGAAAGGGGAGAAAGUCUCCCAAAAAGUGAUCGACGAUCUGCUCAGCCUCAUUGACGUUGGUGUCACUACUGAUAUCGAUUACGAAGAGCUCAUCGCUCUCCUCACAGCUGACCUCGAAAAAGCCGCUGGAUUCUGA
Molecule: messenger RNA, 447 nt
Organism: Oikopleura dioica
Lineage: Eukaryota; Metazoa; Chordata; Appendicularia; Copelata; Oikopleuridae
Source: the annotation of a GenBank genome assembly